GUGCAAAGAGAGACGCCCUUCUUUAUCUCUGCUCAAAACCCACACCACGAUUUCGCGGUGGUGACCCAGCUCAAUCCGGGACGCUGUUUGAACACACAAUGAACAUGUAACUGCAUAUCACCGCGCAUAAGGGCAAAGACAGCAGUUGAAGGCGGAGGUAGCACUCUCACCGUAUACCCACGAUCAUGCCGACAUACAGAUUCCGUUAUUUCAACUACAAGGCAAUGGGCGAAGUGUGCCGACUGAUGUUUGCGCUUGCUGGUCAGGAGUUCGAGGACGUCAGGAUCACCCACGAACAAUGGGCCGCAGAGAAGCCAAAUACCCCUCUGGGUCAGAUGCCCGUCCUUGAGAUUGAUGGAAAACCCUUCAGCCAGAGCAGCGCCAUAUCCAGAUACCUUGCAAGGACAUUUGGUUUCUAUGGUAACGGCGAUCUGGAAGCCCUAGCGGUGGACCAGGUUCUCGGUGUCAUCCAAGACGUCAUCAUCUUCAUGCGCGACCAUUUUAAAGAGAAUGACGAAACAAGAAAGGAUGAGAUGGCGAAAGAGAUAAAGGAUGUCAAAGUACCGCUGUAUUUCGGGAUGUUGGAGAAGUUGCUGAAACAGAAUGGCAGUAAUGGAUUCUUUGUUGGCAAGAAGAUUAGUAUUGCUGACGUCAGUCUGUUUGAUAUCUAUGAUAAAACCCCAGAGGCCAUACUCAAGUUGGAAGACUACCCUCUGGUCAAGAAAUGCAUUGACAACGUUGCCUCCAAUCCUGGAAUCAAAGCAUGGGUUGAGAAACGUCCAGUUACAGCGUUUUGACGUGAUACACGGACAUUGUCCCUUAUGUCAGCAAUAUUCCUGCCUGUAAAUAAUCGAAUCUGGACCAGACAAUCCAGCGGUGAACAGCAUGAGCAUCGCGCUGUGCAGUGGGAUACGAUGACAUAUGACACA
Molecule: messenger RNA, 929 nt
Organism: Haliotis rubra (blacklip abalone)
Lineage: Eukaryota; Metazoa; Mollusca; Gastropoda; Lepetellida; Haliotidae
Product: glutathione S-transferase 1-like
Exons: 5
Coding region: 186-797 (203 amino acids)
Biological process (GO): glutathione metabolic process
Molecular function (GO): glutathione transferase activity
Source: RefSeq, a predicted model, not a curated record